CACAUUUCCCCUUUCUCCUCUCGCCAUUGUCCCCACCUUCCAGUUCCUGUCCUCUUCUUCCGCGGAUUUUCUAUCCCUCCCGGAACCUGAGCCGUUGGGCUUCCCGCCUGCGCGCGCCCUCGUCCGAUGCGCCAACUAGACAACCAUGGCCCAACCGUCUCCCGUUUCGUGUGUGCGCGUCGACGACUCGUUCGGCCCUCACGCCGGCGACUGUCGCGGAGGCUUCGACUUCACGCUACUCUUUGAGGAGACGAUCUUGAGGUUGGCGCCUGCCGGACUGCUCCUCAUCGCGCUUCCGCUGCGCGUCUGGUACCUGUCAAAGCUGUCGAGAAAGCUAGUAUCUGCCAAACGCGCGCUGCCAAUCAAGAUAGUCGCCUGGAUACUCCUCGGAUCGCUACAGCUCGCUACACUAGUCCUGUGGGCUCUCCCGUCCGCCGCCCGGACGACCACUACUCUACCCUCGGCUGCUGUCGUCUUGGCCUCCACGGUUGGACUCUGUGUCCUUUCUUCCCUGGAGCACACGCGUCUCGUACGCCCCUCGACGUCCAUCGGCGUCUUCCUGUUCGCCACGCUCUUGUGCGACAUUGCCUACACCAGGACGCUUUGGCUCCGAGCGGGAGACCAGCUACACCACAAUAUUGCCAUCCUUGCCACGGCCGCGGUAGCCACCAAGGCCUCUAUCCUUGUACUCGAAGCUCUCGACAAGCGCGGCACCUUUCGUCCCGAGUUCCAGGACUACCCGCCAGAGGCCACGAGCAGCAUCUUCAACCGCGCCUUCUUCUGGUGGCUCAACCCCCUGUUCAAGCAGGGGUUUCGCCGCGAUCUUGACGUUGACGACUUGUUCCUGCUCGAUAAACACCUACGCGCGUCAUACGGAUUCGCGCGUUUUCAGUCAAUUUGGAACUCUAUCACAGAAAAGUCCCCCUAUUCUCUGCUGUGGGCAUCCUAUCGCGUCCUCAAGUGGCCGGUUCUCCAGACGAUCCUGCCACGGGCCUGCUACACUGCCCUCUCGUUCUGCCAGCCGUUUCUCAUCAACCACGCGAUCGUGUUAUCCCAGGAGCCGGUUACCAAUGUCAGCACGCAAAAAGGAUACGGCCUCAUUGGCGCGUACAUCUUGGUCUACGGCGGCAUCGCGCUCGCCAUGGGCCAAUACCAGCAUCGCACGUACCGCAGUAUUGCCAUGCUCCGCGCCGGCCUUGUCUCCAUCAUCUACCGUAAGACGAGCACCGUGAGCCUCAGGGGAAUCGAUCCAGCCACCUCGAUGACCCUGAUGAGCGCCGACAUUGAGCGCAUCGUCCAAGGCUUCCAGACAAUGCACGAGAUCUGGGGCAACUCGAUCGAGGUCGCGCUGGCCAUCUACCUCCUCGAACGGCAGCUAGGGGUUGCGUGUGUGGUGCCUGUUGCCGUCUCCAUCUUCUCCCUGCUGGGCUCCAUCGUGGCCAUGAACUUUAUCAUGUCCCGGCAGGCCAUGUGGCUCGAGGCCAUCGAGAAGCGCAUCUCGGCCACGUCGGCCAUGCUCUCCUCGAUGAAGGGCGUCAAGAUGUGCGGGCUCAAAGACACGCUGCUCUCCAGUCUGCAGCAGCUGCGCGUCGAUGAGCUGAGAAUCUCCAAGAAAUUCCGGAGGUUGAUCAUCUGGAACAUGCUAUUCGCCUACAUGACGCAGGUCUUCGCGCCCGUCCUGACCUUCCUGGUGUUCUCCAUCCGCGCCCGCGACACCGGGGAUAAGACGCUGGACACGGCGCGCGUCUUCACGUCGCUAUCCCUGUUUGCCCUGCUCUCGGAGCCCCUGGCCUCGCUCGUCAUGGCCCUCGCCGCCUACCUGGGGGCCGUCGGCAGUUUCGUCCGCAUCCAGCAGUUCCUCGAGUCCGAGGAGCGGCCGGACAUGCGCAAGCCCGAGGCCGAGCCGACCGAGAAGCCGCGGAUCGACGAGUCGGCCGCAGAUGCCGUCGUCGUUCAGGGCGGUAGCUUCGGCUGGGACCCCGAGAAGGAGCCCAUCCUCGAGGACAUCACCAUGUCGGUCCCCUGGCGCAAGCUGACCAUGGUCGUCGGCCCCGUCGGCUGCGGCAAGUCGACCCUGCUGCUGUCCAUCCUGGGCGAGGUGCCCGCCCUCGCGGGAUCGGUGCGCCUCGGGUCCGCCAGCGUCGCCUACUGCUCCCAGGACCCCUGGCACAUGAACGGCACCAUCCGCCAGGCCAUCGUCGGCUGCGAAGAGUACGACGAGAUGUGGUACGCCCGGGUCGUUCACGCCUGCUCCCUUCGGAGGGACUUCCGAGAGCUGCCGCUCGGCGAUUCCACAAAAAUCGGAAGCGGCGGCAUCGCCCUGAGCGGGGGCCAGAGCCAGCGCAUUGCACUUGCUCGGGCCGUAUAUGCCCGCAGAAAGAUUGUCAUUCUGGACGAUGUCCUGGGUGGGCUCGACAACACAACUGAGAACCACGUGUUCCACAGCCUGCUCGGCGAGAAGGGCCUGCUCCGUGGUAUGGAGGCUACCGUCCUCCUUGUUUCGUCUUCUGCAAAACGCCUCCCGUACUCGGAUCACAUCGUGUGUCUGGGCUCGGACGGUAAGAUCGAUUCCCAGGGCACAUUUGCCCAGCUCGACGCCGCUGGAGGCUACGUGUCCUCGUUCUGCUUGCCCCGCGCCGACUGGGCCUACACCCCCGAGGAUGAAGACCAGAGACCCGAGGUCGCGCUCGAGAAGCUCCCGCCGAGCUUGACGACGGUGGAGGACCGAUCUGGGGUGGAGGGGGAUUCGAGUGCCUCGAGCACGUCGAGCAAGACGGCCUACAACAACAACAGCAACAACAACAACAACAACGCCGACGGCGGGGACGGGAUGAGCCGGCGCACCGGGGACAUCCAGAUCUACCUCUACUACAUCAAGUCGGUCGGCUGGUGGGCGACCCUCAUCUUCGUCUUUGCCAUCUCUGGCUUUGCUUUCUGCCUCUCGUUCCCCACCAUCUGGGUGGAAUGGUGGGCCGCCUACAACGAGGACGAUCCCAAUGGCAACCUUGGAUACUGGCUCGGCAUAUAUGCCAUGCUCGGUGGCGUCGCCAUUAUCUGCUUGGUCCUCAGUUGCUGGCAAAUGAUCAUGACAAUGGUUCCCCGAUCCGGCGAGAAGUUCCAUUUCGCCCUGCUCAGCGCCGUUCUCAACAACCCCAUGUCCUUCUUCGUCAACACGGACUCAGGAGUCACCCUGAAUCGAUUCAGCCAGGACUUGCAGCUCAUUGAUAUGGAACUGCCCAUCUCGGCACUGAACACCUUCGCGACUCUUGUCAUGUGUCUCGCGCAAAUGGCGCUCAUCGGCUACGGCUCUGUAUACGCGGCGAUCUCGUUCCCAGUUGUGCUGGUGUCCCUGUAUAUCAUCCAGAAGGUGUAUCUGCGCACAUCGCGGCAGUUGCGUCUCAUGGACCUCGAGACCAAGGCGCCGCUCUACUCGCUGUUUGAGGAGUCCCUGAACGGUAUCGCCACCAUCCGCGCGUUCCGGUGGCAGGACAAGCUCAACGACAAGAACCACGAGCUUCUGGACCGCUCCCAGCGGCCCUUCUACCUGCUCUUCUCGGUCCAGCGCUGGCUCACACUCGUCCUCGACCUGGUGGUCGCGGCCAUCGCCGUGCUGUUGGUCGUCUUGGUCGUCGCCCUGCGCGGCACUCUCGCGGCAGGGGGCGUCGGCCUCGCCCUGCUCAACGUGAUCCAGUUCAGCCAGAACAUCAAGCUGCUGGUCUCGUUCUGGACGACCCUCGAAACGCACAUCGGCUCCGUGGCCCGCAUCAAGAGCUUCACCGAGACGGCCGUGCCCGAGGACCUACCCGAGGAGAACCAGCAGCCCCCGCCGGGUUGGCCAUCGGCGGGCGCCAUCGAGUUUAGCAACCUGUCGGCCUCAUACAACCGCGACGAGCUCGUAUUGAAAGAGGUCUGCCUGUCCAUCAAGGCGGGAGAGAAGAUUGGGAUCUGCGGGCGGACGGGCAGCGGCAAGACGUCCCUCAUCAUGACGCUCUUCCGGCUCGUGGACAUGCAGGGCGGGUCGAUCAGCGUGGACGGGGUGGACAUCUCGACGCUGCCGCGGCAGGAGGUGCGCAGCAAGAUCGUCGCCGUGCCGCAGCACCCGUUCCUCCUCAAGGGCUCCGUCCGUCUCAACGCGGACCCGAUGGGCCAGGCGUCCGACCAGGACAUCACCGCGGCGCUACAGUGCGUCCAGCUGAUGGAGGCGGUCGAGAAGAACGGCGGGCUCGACGCCGACAUCGACGACCUCAACCUGUCAGUCGGCCAGAAGCAGCUGUUCUGUCUCGCCAGGGCCAUGCUCCGCCCCAGUACCAUCCUCAUCCUCGACGAGGCCACCAGCAGCAUCGACGCCAAGACUGAGGAGACCAUGCAGCGUCUUAUUCGGAGGAAGUUCGCCAACCACACCGUCAUCGCGGUGGCUCACCGCAUCGAGACCAUCAUGGACUUUGACAAGGUGGCGGUUCUCGACGCGGGAAGGCUCGUAGAAUUUGACAACCCGUAUAAGCUCCUCGAGUCGCCAGGGUCCGCAUUCACAAAGCUGUACUGCGCAGCACUGGCAGAGGAGGAGGAGGACUUAGAUAAGAAGCGGCCGACAUGAAACUUGUUGACAUGAUUAAUUAGGUACAGUACAUGAUGCAUUUGACACCAGGCGGUAAUGGCCAUCAAGAGGGGGGUUGGAAGUCGUGCGGUACAUCAAAGUGCAUAGGUUGUUUUGAGUCGGAUUUUUCUCCUACUUCGCUUUACACAUGUAAUUACCCGUCGAUAUCGCUUCAUACCUGUACAGUAAUUAUGGACGUACAUUCGGAAGAGGUGCGCUUCCCGAUCGGGUAACUAC
Molecule: messenger RNA, 4831 nt
Organism: Thermothelomyces thermophilus ATCC 42464
Lineage: Eukaryota; Fungi; Ascomycota; Sordariomycetes; Sordariales; Chaetomiaceae
Product: ABC transporter
Exons: 12
Coding region: 146-4594 (1482 amino acids)
Biological process (GO): transmembrane transport
Cellular component (GO): membrane
Molecular function (GO): ABC-type transporter activity; ATP hydrolysis activity; ATP binding
Source: RefSeq, a predicted model, not a curated record